Gastrolobium bilobum is the source of this 1159-nucleotide messenger RNA. RefSeq names its product proteasome subunit alpha type-7. NCBI's taxonomy places the organism in Eukaryota, Viridiplantae, Streptophyta, Magnoliopsida, Fabales, Fabaceae. Gene Ontology annotation, cellular component: proteasome core complex, alpha-subunit complex; proteasome core complex; nucleus. Gene Ontology annotation, biological process: ubiquitin-dependent protein catabolic process. The transcript has 3 exons. The record is from RefSeq and is a predicted model, not a curated record. Bases 72 to 821 code for a protein of 249 amino acids.
CUUAUACUUGACUUGUUGGUUAAGAAGCAGUUCAUUUUGAUCGAGAUUUGAAUUCGAAGAGAAGCAUAAGCAUGGCGAGGUACGAUAGAGCAAUCACCGUCUUCUCACCGGACGGCCAUCUCUUCCAGGUCGAAUACGCACUCGAAGCUGUUCGCAAAGGCAACGCCGCCGUUGGCGUCCGCGGCACCGACAACGUCGUUCUCGGCGUCGAGAAGAAAUCAACCGCCAAGCUCCAAGACUCUAGAACGGUGAGAAAGAUUGUAAAUUUGGAUGAUCACAUUGCACUUGCUUGUGCUGGACUAAAAGCCGAUGCCCGUGUGCUUAUAAACAGGGCAAGGGUGGAAUGUCAAAGCCACAGGCUUACUGUGGAGGAUCCCGUGACUGUUGAGUACAUAACUCGUUACAUUGCGGGUCUUCAACAAAAGUACACGCAAAGUGGUGGCGUGCGACCCUUUGGCCUUUCCACUUUGAUUGUUGGCUUUGAUCCAUAUUCCGGAACACCUGCCUUGUACCAAACGGAUCCUUCAGGUACAUUUUCUGCUUGGAAAGCUAACGCAACUGGAAGGAACUCAAAUUCUAUUCGGGAGUUCCUAGAGAAGAAUUAUAAAGAAACUUCUGGGCAAGAGACUCUAAAAUUGGCUAUCCGAGCAUUGCUUGAAGUUGUUGAGAGUGGAGGCAAGAACAUAGAAGUUGCUGUGAUGACAAAGGAGCAUGGUCUGCGUCAACUGGAGGAAGCUGAAAUUGAUGCCAUUGUGGCUGAGAUUGAAGCAGAGAAAGCUGCUGCAGAGGCUGCAAAGAAAGGCCCCCCUAAGGAGACAUGAUUUUGUUACUCUAGCGUUGUUCUUGCUAGGUAUUGGGCGGACGUACUGAAGCUAAAGUUGAUGCCAUUGUGGCUUAGAUUGAAGGAGAAAUCAGCUGCUGAGGAUGCAAAGAAAGCCACAUAUUAGGAGGCAAGAUUUUCUGUUUUUGUUUUGGGUUACUCGAUUAUUGUUCUUGCUUGGUGUUGGCCGGACUUACAAUUAUUGCUGGACUUACUGUUCUGGUGUCGGAUUUUGUAGUAUUUGUCAAAUUAAUUGCACUAUUCUAUUAGUCAAGCCCCCAAAACCAUAAGUAUCUUGAUUCACAAGAUUUUUAAUGAGAGGAAUUAGGAAUAUAAAGC